AUGAAUGGCUAUAAUAAUGGUAAUUAUGGUGAUUAUUCAUAUAAUCCAAAUUCAAAUAUGAAUAAUAAUCAAAAUAAUAACCAAACUACAAAUAAUAACAAUAACAGUAAUGGCAUUCAAAACCCAUAUCAACAAAGAAAUAUAUCAAAUGAUUCAAGUUUUCAAAAUAGUAUACAAUUGACUCCAACUGAACCAUUACAAUAUGACAAUAAUAAUAUUCAAGCAACAUCAAAUAUGCCAACUCGUAAUUAUAGUAAUUUUGUAAGUCAUCAACCAAAUUAUAAUAAUAAUAAUACCCAUAAUAAUAAUAAUGUAAUGGCAACACCUGAAUACAAUGAUGUAUUUAUUUCAAACACAAGACAACAGUCACAAAGAAUACGACCACCAAAUAUUAAUGUUAUACCUGCCUCAGUUGUUAAUAAUGAAUCAACUCAACAAAGUAUAGAUUCUCCAAACCCAAUAUAUUCAAGCUUAAAUCAAAGACCUCCAACAAAUUAUUUUAAUGAUGAAAAUUAUUACCAAAAUACAAAUUCAACAAAUAAUUUAGAAUAUCCAAAUAAUAGUCAAUCAAAUUUAGUUAAUAGAUCUUAUUCACCAGAUCGUAAUGGUGCUUCACCAAGUAUUAUAUCAAGUGAUGAAGAUACAAAACCAAUUUUACCAUAUAAUGGACAAUCUCAGUCAACAGAUCAUUUUGAUCCUUUGGCUUACCGUGAUCCUUAUGAUUCUAACAAUCAAAAUAUUAAUGAAGAUAUUGAAAAUAGUUAUAUAGAUCAUAAUGGUAAUGAUUAUGAAAUUAAUUCUUAUUUAGAUAGAAAUGGUAACAUGAUUGAUCCUUAUCAAUUUGCUAAUAAUGGUAAUGAUAAUGGUAAUUUUUUGAAAAGACCAUAUAGUCGUACAAAUAAUUUUGAUUAUUCAUAUAGUGAUAAUGAAGAUGGUGAAAAUAGUGUAGAAGGUAGUGAUCUUUCUUUAUCACACCGUGAUUUAGGUGAAUAUGAAAAUGAUGAUUUUAAUAAUGAUUUAACUACAUUAGAUAAAAUGGCUAAUGAAAGAACUCAAUCAUCAAUUUCUUCAGUGGAUUCUAAAGAAAUGCUUUUCUCAACAGAAGAUGAAGAUAAAAUAUUGAGUAAUGAUGGUAGUAAUAGAUGGUUACCAAAAAGAGAAGCUACAGAAGUUAGAAAAUUUAAAUUAUGGAGAGGUAAUUUUAUCUUUGAUUCUCCAAUAAGUAAAAAUUUGAUUGAUCAAUAUAGUACAGCUGUAGAGAGUCCAAAUCUUUUAUCUAAUGAAUUUAAAUUUAUGAGAUACCAAGCUAUUACAUGUGAACCAAAUCAAUUAGCUCAAAAUAAUUUUACAGUUAGACAAUUAAAAUAUUUAAGACCAAGACAAACUGAAUUGAUGAUUGUUAUCACUAUGUAUAAUGAGGAUCAUAUUUUAUUGGGUAGAACUUUGAAAGGUGUUAUGCAAAAUAUAAAGCAUAUGGUUCGUAAGAAGAACUCAAGUACUUGGGGACCAGACGCUUGGAAAAAAAUCGUAGUUUGUAUCGUCUCUGACGGUCGUUCCAAGAUAAAUGAAAGGUCACUAGCUUUAAUCAGUUCUCUUGGUUGUUAUCAAGAUGGUUUUGCUAAGGAUGAAAUUAACGAUAAAAAAGUUGGAAUGCACGUUUAUGAACAUACAACAAUGGUUAAUAUUGAUAAUAUUGGUAAGGAUUCUGUUGAACUAGUUGCUAAUGAAACUACUGUUCCUGUACAAUUGUUAUUUGCAUUAAAAGAACAAAAUCAAAAGAAAAUCAAUUCUCAUAGAUGGGCAUUUGAAGGUUUUGCAGAAUUAUUACAACCAAAUAUUGUGGUUUUGCUUGAUGCUGGUACCAUGCCUGGUAAGGAUUCUAUUUAUGAAUUAUGGAGAGAAUUCCGUGUGCCAAAUGUUGGUGGUGCUUGUGGUGAAAUUAGAACCGAUCUUGGUAAAAACUUCAAAAACUUAGUUAAUCCAUUAAUUGCAUCCCAAAAUUUUGAAUAUAAGAUGUCAAAUAUUUUGGAUAAAACUACGGAAUCUAAUUUUGGUUUCAUUACUGUGUUACCUGGUGCUUUCUCUGCCUACAGAUUUGAAGCUGUUCGUGGUGAACCAUUAGAAAAAUAUUUCUAUGGUGAAAAGGUUGCUGAUGAAGGUUUGCAUUUCUUCUCUUCAAACAUGUACUUAGCUGAAGAUCGUAUUUUAUGUUUUGAGAUUGUCGUGAAAAAGAAUGCUAGCUGGGUCCUGAAAUAUUGUAGAAGUUCUUAUGCCUCCACAGAUGUUCCAGAAAGAGUUCCAGAAUUUAUUUUACAAAGAAGACGUUGGUUAAAUGGUUCAUUUUUUGCAGGUGUUUAUUCGUUUGCUCACUUUUAUAAAAUUUGGACUAGUGGUCAUAAUUUUGGUAGAAAAUUUUUACUGAAUUUAGAAUUCAUUUACCUAUUAUUCAAUACAGUUGUGGCUUGGUUCCAAUUGAGUUCUUUCUUUUUGGUUUUCAGAAUUUUAACCCUAUCUAUUGCUGUUUAUUAUAAUGCUGUUUUUGGUAUUCUAUCCGUUGUGUUCUUAUGGUUAUAUGGUAUAUCUAUCUUUUCCACUUUCAUCUUAUCGUUAGGUAAUAAACCACCUAGUACAGAGAAGUAUUAUGUUUUAAAUUGCAUCUUUUUUGCGAUAUUGAUGAUUUACAUGAUUUUUUGUAGUGUGUUUAUGAGUGUUAAAUCCUUCCAAAGUAUUCUAGAGUCUGAUAAUAUUACUUUUAAAGGUUUAAUUUCUAGAGAAGCUUUCAGAGAUUUAAUAAUUUCAAUGGGUUCUACAUAUGCGUUAUAUUUUAUCAGUUCUAUCAUCUACCUCCAACCAUGGCAUAUGUUUACCAGUUUUGUCCAAUAUAUUCUGUUGAGUCCUUCAUACAUUAAUGUUUUGAAUAUUUACGCUUUUUGUAACGUUCACGAUAUCUCUUGGGGUACAAAGGGUUCAGUGGCUAAACCAUUGGGGAAAAUUACUACUAAAGAAGAUGGUACCUUCAAAAUGGAAAUUUUGGUCUCUAGUGAGGAGAUUCAAUCCAAUUACAACAAAUAUAUGAACAUUUUAACCCAACCUGAACCGAAAGAAGGAAAAUCGAAAGAAGCAUCCUUAGAAGAAAAAAAACCAGGUUAUUAUGCUAAUAUCAGAUCCCUUGUUAUUAUCUUUUGGGUUAUGACCAAUUUUGGUGUUUGUGCUGCUGUGUUAGAAACUGGUGGUAUUGGUGAUUAUCUCUCAAUGAGAAGUGCCAGAAAAAAUAAUACUACUGGGGAAACUUUAUCAGCUACUGAUAUCGAAAGGCCAUUACUAACUGAUAAGGCUACGAUAUAUUUUACAGUUAUCUUAUAUUUAGUUGCAUUAUCUGCAUUGGUUAGAUUUUUUGGCUGUUCUAUAUAUAUGAUUGGUAGAUUUUACAAGAGAAUGACACAUAGGUGA
Molecule: messenger RNA, 3450 nt
Organism: Maudiozyma saulgeensis
Lineage: Eukaryota; Fungi; Ascomycota; Saccharomycetes; Saccharomycetales; Saccharomycetaceae
Source: the annotation of a GenBank genome assembly